CACAGAAAGCAGCACGUCGACGCUUAGCAGCGUCUCCCAAACAAGUGCGAGCUCAACGAGCUCCAGCGAGACCAGCACCACAACUCUGACCAGCACCAGCGCUACAAGCAGCACGCUCACCAGCAGUGGAAGCACUGCUAGCAUGAGUAGCACAGUUACGCGGACAACACGGACGCUGUCCGGUACAAGCACUGUGAGCACGAGUGCCACUGAAAGCAGCAGCACGACGCAUUCCAGUGCGAGUGGCACUCACACCACAGGGAGUUUCAGCACGACACAGUCUUCGACGACAACCAGUGCCGCCACGCUGGUUAGCAGCACCACAGCUCUGACCAGCACCAGCGAAACCAGCAGCACGCUGACCAGCAAGAGUAACACAGAAUCUACGGUCACGAGUGGCACAGAAAGCAGCACGUCGACGCAUAGCAGCGCCAGCGUCUCCCAAACAACUGCUAGCUCAACGAGCUCCAGCGAGACCAGCACCACAGCUCUGACCAGCACCAGCGCUACAAGCAGCACGCUCACCAGCAGUGGAAGCACUGCUAGCAUGAGUAGCACAGUUACGCGGACAACACGGACGCUGUCCGGUACAAGCACUGUGAGCACGAGUGCCACUGAAAGCAGCAGCACGACGCAUUCCAGUGCGAGUGGCACUCACACCACAGGGAGUUUCAGCACGACACAGUCUUCGACGACAACCAGUACCGCCACGCUGGUUAGCAGCACCACAACUCUGACCAGCACCAGCGAAACCAGCAGCACACUGACCAGCAAGAGUAACACACAAUCUACGGUCACGAGUGGCACAGAAAGCAGCACGUCGACGCUUAGCAGCGUCUCCCAAACAAGUGCGAGCUCAACGAGCUCCAGCGAGACCAGCACCACAACUCUGACCAGCACCAGCGCUACAAGCAGCACGCUCACCAGCAGUGGAAGCACUGCUAGCAUGAGUAGCACAGUUACGCGGACAACACGGACGCUGUCCGGUACAAGCAUUGUGAGCACGAGUGCCACUGAAAGCAGCAGCACGACGCAUUCCAGUGCGAGUGGCACUCACACCACAGGGAGUUUCAGCACGACACAGUCUUCGACGACAACCAGUGCCGCCACGCUGGUUAGCAGCACCACAGCUCUGACCAGCACCAGCGAAACCAGCAGCACGCUGACCAGCAAGAGUAACACAGAAUCUACGGUCACGAGUGGCACAGAAAGCAGCACGUCGACGCAUAGCAGCGCCAGCGUCUCCCAAACAACUGCUAGCUCAACGAGCUCCAGCGAGACCAGCACCACAGCUCUGACCAGCACCAGCGCUACAAGCAGCACGCUGACCAGCAGUGGAAGCACUGCUAGCAUGAGUAGCACAGUUACGCGGACAACACGGACGCUGUCCGGUACAAGCACUGUGAGCACGAGUGCCACUGAAAGCAGCAGCACGACGCAUUCCAGUGCGAGUGGCACUCACACCACAGGGAGUUUCAGCACGACACAGUCUUCGACGACAACCAGUACCGCCACGCUGGUUAGCAGCACCACAAUUCUGACCAGCACCAGCGAAACCAGCAGCACACUGACCAGCAAGAGUAACACACAAUCUACGGUCACGAGUGGCACAGAAAGCAGCACGUCGACGCACAGCAGCGCCAGCGUCUCCCAAACAAGUGCGAGCUCAACGAGCUCCAGCGAGACCAGCACCACAACUCUGACCAGCACCAGCGCUACAAGCAGCACGCUGACCAGCAGUGGAAGCACUGCUAGCUUGAGUAGCACAGUUACGCGGACAACACGGACGCUGUCCGGUACAAGCACUGUGAGCACGAGUGCCACUGAAAGCAGCAGCACGACGCAUUCCAGUGCGAGUGGCACUCACACCACAGGGAGUUUCAGCACGACACAGUCUUCGACGACAACCAGUACCGCCACGCUGGUUAGCAGCACCACAACUCUGACCAGCACCAGCGAAACCAGCAGCACACUGACCAGCAAGAGUAACACACAAUCUACUGUCACGAGUGGCACAGAAAGCAGCACGUCGACGCAUAGCAGCGCCAGCGUCUCCCAAACAAGUGCGAGCUCAACGAGCUCCAGCGAGACCAGCACCACAACUCUGACCAGCACCAGCGCUACAAGCAGCACGCUGACCAGCAGUGGGAGCACCACUAGCAUGAGCAGCACGGUCGCGUGGACGACACGGACGCCGUCCGGCACAGGCACCGCGAGCUCGGGUGCCACGGAAAGCAGCAGCACGGCGCAUUCCAGCGUGAGCGGCAAUGACACAACAGGGACCUUCACCACAACUGGCAGCACGACCAGUAGCACCACUCUCAUCAAGACAAGCUCCACCACUGUGUCAACGGCGACGCUUGCCGCCGGUUGGGUAUUGGGGGCCGUCCACGCCUCCUGCUCGACCGCGUGCACUGACGCAGGCCUGCAUUGCAGCGAGGAGGGGCUGCGGGCCAGCAACGCGGAGGUGGACUCCUCGGCGGAGCUGGGCGCCCUCAUGGCGGCAGAGGGGCAGAAGUGCACGAGCUACACCACGUUUUUCGGCCAGGACCCGACUGCCCCUUUGAUUGAGACGGCCGUGAGACCUGGAAGGUGUUACGUGAGCGACUCCGACAGGGUUUUCUCCACGUUCUCGUGCGCCUAUCAGCCAACCGCACCAAGUGCAAGCCAGAAGCGUCGACUAUGCUACUGCGAGGAAGCGACGCGGACACUCACAACCACAAAAACCACUACGAUUGCGCCCACACCUGUACCACCCACACCGGCACCACAACCCACACCUGAAUAUCUUCCUACACCUGCUCCCCUUCCAACGCCAGCGCCACCACCGCCAGAGAACAACCAGUUGAGCGCAGUGGUGGCAGUUCAGGCGAUUGACUACGGACUUCUAGUGGCCAACAAAACGUUGAAAGAAGAUUUCGAGGAGUCCAUUAUAGAUGGCUUCUUGGAUACCUUCCCAGCAGUGACCAGGGAUCAGGUGGAAUUGAUUUUAAGCCAAGGUUCUGUCAUUGUGGAGAUCAUUGUGAAUGAUUUGACCGAGGAAGGGGCGAUAGAGCUUGCGACCCAGUACGAAGCGCAGGCCGAGGAAGGGCUGCUCAACACGAACCUGGAGGUCUUGCUUCAGAACGUGAGCGGCAUCGAAGACGUCAUCCUCGUCGACAACUCGACUGGCUCUCCAUCCUUCUCGUUUUGGAUCGAGAGCACGCCCUCCACCGUCAAGAUCAUCACCGUGACCUACACGACCACGACCUCCACCGCCACGGGGUGCCUCGUUAUCGCCCCAGACGGCGGCGCCAUGGGGGACUGCCCGGAGCUGCUUGAGGA
Prorocentrum cordatum is the source of this 3324-nucleotide messenger RNA. NCBI's taxonomy places the organism in Eukaryota, Dinophyceae, Prorocentrales, Prorocentraceae. The record is from the annotation of a GenBank genome assembly.